This is a messenger RNA of Pelodiscus sinensis (Chinese soft-shelled turtle), 1786 nucleotides long. The record is from RefSeq and is a predicted model, not a curated record. Lineage: Eukaryota; Metazoa; Chordata; Testudines; Trionychidae.
UCCUAGGAACUGUAUAAAAGAGCUCUCGUCUCACAGCUCCUCUACACGCUUCUCUGGACUUCGUCUCCUUGAACCAGGUUUACCUGCAUCCCACAGAGAUGGCUUUCUCCAGCCUGUGCUAUCCAGAAUGCGGGGUGGCCCGGCCCAGCCCCGUCUCUGGUACCUGCAACGAGCCGUGCGUUCGGCAGUGCCCUGACUCCGAAGUGGUGAUCAGACCCUCCCCGGUUGCGGUGACCCUCCCCGGACCAGUUCUCAGCACCUUCCCUCAGCAGAGCGAAGUGGCAGCCGUAGGAGAACCUGUGGUGGGAGCCGGCUACGGGGGCUCCUUCGCUAACGGGGGAUUGUACGGCUAUGGAGGCCGUUACGGAGGGUUGUUCGGUUAUGGGGGUUAUGGUUAUGGAGGCCGUUACGGUUACGGGGGAUACCCAGGCUUUUACGGUUAUGGGGGAUACUGCGGCUACCCCGGCUUUUAUGGGAAUGGGGGAUACUGCGGCUACCCAGGCUAUUAUGGGAAUGGGGGAUACUGCGGCUACCCAGGCUAUUAUGGGAAUGGGGGAUACUGCGGCUACCCAGGCUAUUAUGGGAAUGGGGGAUACUGCGGCUACCCAGGCUAUUAUGGGAAUGGGGGAUACUGCGGCUACCCAGGCUAUUAUGGGAAUGGGGGAUACUGCGGCUACCCAGGCUAUUAUGGGAAUGGGGGAUACUGCGGCUACCCAGGCUAUUAUGGGAAUGGGGGAUACUGCGGCUACCCAGGCUAUUAUGGGAAUGGGGGAUACUGCGGCUACCCAGGCUAUUAUGGGAAUGGGGGAUACUGCGGCUACCCAGGCUAUUAUGGGAAUGGGGGAUACUGCGGCUACCCAGGCUAUUAUGGGAAUGGGGGAUACUGCGGCUACCCAGGCUAUUAUGGGAAUGGGGGAUACUGCGGCUACCCAGGCUAUUAUGGGAAUGGGGGAUACUGCGGCUACCCAGGCUAUUAUGGGAAUGGGGGAUACUGCGGCUACCCAGGCUAUUAUGGCUACGGGGGAGUAGUCGGUUCCGGGGUGUCCUGCCACAGGUACCGCAGUGGAAGCUGUGCGCCUUGCUAAACCCAGCAGGCCCAUCCGUGGCAGACCCAGGCAAUGAACGGCCGGAUACAGAUUCCCCCCUGAGCUUUGGGGCUUGGCUUUCAGACGUGCUGGGCAAACCCGGCUCCAGCUGAGCUCAGUGGGAGCUGUGUGUGCUCAGCCCUGGGUCUGGGAGCCAGGCUGCAUUGCUCCCCUCACGCUUCAUGGCUCCUUCUGCUCCUGCUUUGCCAGCCCCGCACUGAGUCUCCUCCUGGCCUGUGGGCACCUUCUGAGUGACACGCAGGCUGCUCCCACCGACCCUGCUGGGUGACAGAAAAGGGGGCCUGAGAAAAGCCUCAGUGACACCAAUUGUCAUUGUAAGUCCCUCUGUUCAAGGGAAAAGACCUUUCUGCCUUGGCCAAUCAGGCCCUACUUGUUCUAUCCUUUCCACCACUAUGUACCCUCAGCGCCUGCUCUUUCCCCUUGCUCUGGUAGAUGUAUAGUGGAGACGCCCUGUAGCCCCGUACUUGUAUUUUGAUUUCUGGCACACACCGCUGAGUGGGGUAAAAGAAGGAACUGAAAACGGUUACACCCUUUGCAGCUGCAGCAAAGCACAACAAACAGUUUGUCUGAAAUGUGCCCCUGAGGUGUGCGAUCCGUCGAACGCUGGAAACACAUCUGUGGGGCUCGCUGACGUUUCUUCCUGUCACUGUAUCGCUAGCUUCAUUUGCAUUAAAUCUCUA